Molecule: messenger RNA, 866 nt
Organism: Geodia barretti
Lineage: Eukaryota; Metazoa; Porifera; Demospongiae; Tetractinellida; Geodiidae
Source: the annotation of a GenBank genome assembly
CGGCGGCGCGGAGACUCGUGUUCCUUUAGAGCACCAGUUUUCAGCUUCUCUGUACGUGUGUGACAGCUUCGAAAAUGUCUGCUCUGAAUAUCUUACUGCUGACUGUCGCCGUGUGUGUGCUGCUGCGUGUGGAAGCGCAGCUGGAGCCUCAGCGGAGAGCUCCGACGGUACUCCGGGACCAGUGCCUGUCCGAAGACGUCGUCGCGGAAUACGCCGCGGACAACACGGACACUCUAGCCCGCAUUGCACAGGGUAUCGUCAACAGGACAAGAGGUGUUGGCUGCUUGAAUAGCAUUUACAUGCUGGCCUAUACCGGUAGUUCGUCUCGCAAUGCCGGCAGCAACCACCCGCACGACUUUGAAGUAAAGGGUGUCGGUCAGACGCGGUAUAUCACGCUGCCCGAGCGCCCGGGAGACUACGAGCGACACCAAGGAGACAUAUGGAAACUGGACAUUAUCGAGGACCUGGGAUUUCUGCCAGGAACCUGUCUAAGGCUUUGCGGUGUUGAGUCUAUGAGACUGGCUGAGGGAGGAAAUGACGGUUGGCUGGUGGAUUCUGUGGUCACUUUUGGCUGCAUCAAUGAUGUCGGCUGUAGUUUGCUCACUAUGGACAUGGACGUGCUUCGCUGGAUCGAUGGAAACGGUGCUCCUGAUAGUCGAGAAUUUCCACUCACCCUGGCCACCCAGUCUUCAUGUGUUUAGACACAAACUGUGCAUCGUACCUAGUAAAUGCUGUUUCAAGUGUGUAAUGUUCAGAGUCAUGUUAGUCUUCUUGCCAUAUGUAGCAAGUCAGAGAAGUUCACAGGCCUGUUCAGAUCAAAAGUCCAAAAUGCACGGCUGGCUAUUUUAUUGGCAACGUGCCCAGUU